GCCACCGCGACUGGUAUGAUAAGUGACCCAGAAAAUCUUCGAGAUGCUGCCCCCUCGCGAGCGCUUGCUAAGCCAAAGCUACGGCCGCGGUUGAGCAAGCGCUCUCACUUCUUCUUUCUCCUCGCGGCACGCAGGGUUAAUACUGGGAGGGUGGGUUUGCAAUCAGUAGCCUCCAGCCCAACGACCGUGCCUAUUGAAAUAUCAGACGCCCAACACUCCACCACUGACAGAAAACUCAGCUCGAUGGGCAGCAAGUACGUGGCCAUUCCGCCCGACGGCGGCUGGGGCUGGGUCAUCGUGGCCGCCUCCUUUUUCUGCAAUUUCGUCGUUGACGGCAUCAUCUUCUCAUUUGGCAUGUACAAGAAGCACAUCAUCGAGGAAUUUGGCGAGACGGAGGCGAGGACGGCACUCGUCGGCUCGCUCCUUUCUGGAUUCUACCUCAUCGCAGGUCCAUUUGUGAGCGCAUUGUCUAACAGGUACGGUUUCCGAGCAGCAACGAUUUUAGGCGCUGUUUUAGGCGCUAUCGGCUUCAGCGUCUCGUACUUCGCGGACAGCGUCACCUUUCUCUACCUUUCCUACGGCAUUGUUGGAGGCGUGGGCUUCGGGCUGAUUUAUGUUCCGGCCGUGAUCGCCGUGGGCUUCUACUUUGAGCGAUGGCGCGCCCUAGCCACGGGAAUCGCCGUGUGUGGCUCGGGCAUUGGCACCUUCCUCAUGGCACCGCUCUCCACCUACCUCAUCGACACUUAUGACUGGAAAGUAGCUCUGCUCGUCCAAGCCGGCAUUGUGCUAUCAUGCGCGGUGGUGGGCCUGCUGUUCCGACCCCUGGAGCCGACCCUCGUGGAGACGUCGGACGACGACAGAGAGCUGAACGAGACGCAGAUUCCUCUGAUGGAGAAGAGAAUUAGCAAGGACCUGGAAAUGCCACGUUCAGCCUCCUUUGCCAGCAUCCCCGAGAAUAGCAGACUCUCUCUGACUGAAAAAAGACUUUCAACGUACUCGCAGCAGUCAGGCCCGCCAAUUAAUGCAAUGAAAAAUGGAGGAUCAAACGUAGAUAUUAACGGAGAUGGGUACCUGGCCAUUCCUGAACUGAACCCUGUCGAGGAGGAGGGCAACGGCGGAGUCCCUCAGCAAAAGAGCAUCAGCAGAAACAGCUCCGCCGCCCUGAUAGUCAAAAUGGGCAGUAGAAGAGCCUCCAGGGUGCGGACGCCAUCAGAAUGCAGCACGCAAAGCGGGCUGAGGAAGGCCGAGGCCAAGGCCAUGCAGAGGGACGACAUGUACUUCACCGGCAGCAUGCAGCGGUUACCGCAAUAUGCCUCUAGGACCUCUCUGGCGUAUCACGUAUCAGUGACGCGGCCUGCCACGGCUGACAAGCAAAACGCCGAGCCGUCCAACAGCAUUUUCGACCUGACUCUACUCAGGAGCCCCACUUUUAUCUUGCUUUGCGUGUCUGGAUUCCUAACUAUGAUGGGCUUUUUCGUUCCUUUCAUGUUUCUCUCAGAUCGGGCCACAGACAUGGGGAUGGAGGCGUCCGCCGCGGUGUUUUUGGUCUCAAGCAUCGGCAUCACCAACACCAUUGGCCGUAUCAUGUGCGGCCUCAUCUCCAGCAUGCCUGGAAUCAAUGCCCUCGUUGUCAACAACAUCGCGCUCACCAUUGGCGGAAUUGCGACUAUUUUUUCAGGCGCGUCCGAAGACACGGUUUUCCAAUAUGCUUACGCAUGCGUUUUCGGCCUCGCCAUUGCGUGCUUCGCCUCCCUUCGAUCUAUCAUUCUGGUUGACCUGCUUGGCUUGGAAAAACUUACAAAUGCCUUUGGCCUAUUGCUGCUCUUUCAGGGCAUCGCAGCGUCCAUCGGAGCCCCAAUCGCAGGCGCGUUCAAGGACAUGUCUGGGAGCUAUGAUGCGACAUUCUACCUUUCUGGGGGCCUAAUCCUUGUGUCGGCCAUCAUGUGCUACCCUCUGAACCGCCUGCACGCGUGGGAACAUAGAAACGACCGCACUAACAAGUGACUAGAUGGACUGAACCCGCUCAACGCCCCCGCAAGACUCUUUUUCUGCCCAACGAUCCGCGGUGCCAAGAAAAACGCUUAUUUUGUAGGCUAAGAGUGUACAAAUCGCGCGCGCAAUAUUUUUACACGUGAACUUGUUGUUAGUUUUACAACAGCGUCUGCCGAACAUAAAAUAUAUUCGAGGAAAAAUAAGA
This is a messenger RNA of Cloeon dipterum, 2197 nucleotides long. RefSeq names its product monocarboxylate transporter 5-like. Bases 16 to 2004 code for a protein of 662 amino acids. Lineage: Eukaryota; Metazoa; Arthropoda; Insecta; Ephemeroptera; Baetidae. Gene Ontology annotation, molecular function: monocarboxylic acid transmembrane transporter activity. Gene Ontology annotation, cellular component: membrane. The record is from RefSeq and is a predicted model, not a curated record. Gene Ontology annotation, biological process: transmembrane transport; monocarboxylic acid transport. The transcript is spliced from 14 exons.